Messenger RNA from Sporothrix brasiliensis 5110, 4761 nucleotides. RefSeq names its product actin cytoskeleton organization and biogenesis protein. The coding region runs from base 1 to 4761 and encodes 1586 amino acids. Lineage: Eukaryota; Fungi; Ascomycota; Sordariomycetes; Ophiostomatales; Ophiostomataceae. Gene Ontology annotation, cellular component: cytosol. Gene Ontology annotation, molecular function: diphosphoinositol pentakisphosphate kinase activity; inositol hexakisphosphate kinase activity; 5-diphosphoinositol pentakisphosphate 1-kinase activity. Gene Ontology annotation, biological process: inositol phosphate biosynthetic process; inositol metabolic process. The transcript is spliced from 2 exons. The record is from RefSeq and is a predicted model, not a curated record.
AUGUCGUCUCCAAACCCGCCAGCCGAUCCCCCGGCGGACGCUGCAACAGCCCCCGGUCCCACAUCGGAAACAACUUCUUCCGGCGACAGCAAUGCCUCCGCAACAGGAGACUCCGGCAGGGGGCUCGGCGAUGAUUCUCUAGCCGACUUGGACAGUACUCCUGUUCCGCUCUCCUCGAUCCCGCCUCUGCAGGUCGAGCCGGGUGCUGCUCACGUACCGCUAUCUGCGCCGGCUGUUGCGUCAACUGGUCUGACUCCUGUGUCGGCACAAGGAUUAGCAGCUUCAACUUCCGACAACGCAAGUGCUUCCCGACGUGUCGUCUCACCUCUCGUCAACCCGUCCAACGGCAGUGGGGGGCCUCCGCCACGGUCCGCCGCACAACCAACGCGCUCCCGGAGCAGAGUCAAGCGUCGCUUCAGCGGUAGCACCGCCCCGAGCAGCCAAAGCCCGAGCAGCGAGCGCAGCCAUGCCCACCACAAGAAAGAAAAGGAAGAGGCCCGCAAGGCCCCUCUCGGUGUCAUUGGCGUCUGCGCUCUCGACGCCAAGGCCCGCAGCAAGCCCAGUCGCAACAUCUUGAACCGCCUGAUUGCCAAAAACGAGUUUGACGUAGUCGUCUUUGGUGACAAGGUCAUCCUCGACGAAGAGGUCGAGAACUGGCCUAUUUGCGACUACCUCAUCUCCUUCUACUCCGACGGCUUUCCGCUCGACAAGGCCAUUGCCUACGUAAAGGCCCGCAAGCCCUUCUGUGUCAAUGACGUGCCUCUCCAAAAGGUACUCUGGGACCGUCGCGCUUGUCUGCGCCUCCUCGACAAAGUCGGCGUACCCACUCCUCAGCGUCUCGAGGUCACGCGCGAUGGUGGCCCGAGCAUCCUCACCCCCGAUAUCGCUCGCCACGUCCGCGAGGUUGGCGGCGUAACCCUCGAGGCCACCGAUCCCGCCAAGAACCCCGCGCCCCAGAAGGUCGUUCUGCUCGACAACGACGACGUGCUCAGCGUUGACGGCAAGCUCAUCCGCAAACCUUUUGUCGAGAAGCCCAUCAGUGGCGAGGACCACAACAUUAUCAUCUACUUCCCUUCGUCGGCCGGCGGCGGCGCCCGAAAGCUCUUCCGCAAGAUCGGCAACAAGAGCUCAGAGUACUUUGAGAACCUCAACAUCCCGCGCGCCAUCACGCAACCGACCGAGAGCUACAUCUACGAAAAAUUCAUGCGCGUCGAGAACGCCGAGGACGUCAAGGCCUACACCGUCGGCCCUACCUACUGCCAUGCCGAGACUCGCAAAUCGCCCGUCGUCGACGGCAUUGUGCGUCGCAACACCCACGGCAAGGAAGUGCGCUACGUGACGACGCUCAACAGCGAAGAAAAGGAAAUGGCCAGCAAGAUUUCGCUUACGUUUGGCCAAUGUGUCUGCGGUUUCGACCUCCUGCGCGCCAGUGGCAAGAGCUACGUGAUUGACGUCAACGGAUGGAGUUUUGUGAAGGACAACGACGAGUACUACGACCAGUGUGCCAGCAUCCUCAAGGACAUGUUUGUCAAGGAGAAACUGCGCAAGGCCGCGGCUGCGGCGGCUGUUGCUGCUGCCGCCGCCGCCAACGCUGCUGCGGCCACUGCCGGCACGGCUUCGGCCAACAACACCUCCUCGCCGAGCACGGCCGGUGGUGCUCUCACGCCGCCCAUGGGUGCACAGUCCGACGGCGCCGAGGCGAUGACCGCAGAGCAAAUGGCACUACAGCAACAUCUUGUCAAAGACAAGGAAACGGCACAGGCCCAUAAGCCGUCCAUAAUGUCCCCGUCUUCUGACAAGCAAGAUCCUCAGGCACAGUCCCCCGAUGCCAGUUCCACAGGUCCCACUAGCCCACGACAGUCUAUUCCCGUGGGCACUACGCCCCCGCAACUCGAAGGACAAGCUGCCACCGCUGCUCCUGCUGCCGCGGACGCCAUCGCUACGUCACUUGACAAGCCGGCCGCGGAGACUGGCCUUGGCCUCGCGGCCGGCAGCCUUCCGUCUACGGCCGCCUCGUCGCUCCCACAUACGCCAAACUAUGCUGACAACCCGCUGAUCUUGGAAGACGACGAACCCGAGAAGCCUCCACCACCUCCGCCAGCCCACUCGUGGAAGCUCAAGGGUGUCGUUUCCGUCAUCCGCCAUGCUGAUCGUACGCCGAAGCAAAAGUACAAGUUUACCUUUCACACGGAGCCGUUCAUCGAGCUUCUCCGCGGCCACCAGGAGGAGGUUUUGCUCAUCGGCGACGCUGCCCUUGCCAGUGUCGCCAACGCCGUUGAUGUUGCUAUUCGCGCAGGCAUUGAGGACCGCGGAAAGCUCCUCGCACUUCGCAACGUGUUGGUCCGCAAGGGGUCAUGGCCGGGGACCAAGGUGCAGAUCAAGCCAAUGUUCCGCAAGAAGAAGUCACCCGUUGAGGAGACUGUCUUCCCUCCUGUCGAGGAGCAGAGCGUCGCCGAGGACGUAACGCCGACCGGGACGUCGACCCUUCCGACGGUUCCAUUUGGCGACAUGGCCGAUGCGAACUCGCCAGCCGACGAUAGCAUGACCCCCCGCAUGCCACCGCGCCGCCAUGACUCGUUGUCCGGUGUAACUAUGUCCAAGUUCACCGCCGCCGAGAACAACUUUGUCCUCGACAAGCUGCAGCUCAUUGUUAAGUGGGGCGGUGAGCCUACACACUCGGCCCGGUACCAGGCCCAGGAGCUGGGCGACAAUAUGCGCAACGACUACCAGCUGCUAAACCGCGACAUUCUUGAAGAGGUUCACGUUUUCAGCAGCUCCGAGCGCCGCGUCACGACCAGUGCCCAGAUUUGGGCAUCGGCGUUUCUGGGAGAGAAAAAUCUAUCAGAGGACUUCAUCACCAUCCGCAAGGAUCUUCUCGACGACUCGAACGCCGCCAAGGACGAGAUGGACAAGGUCAAGAAGAAGCUGAAGGGUCUUUUGCGCAAAGACAAUGAGCGCCCGCCCCAGUUUGCUUGGCCAGACAACAUGCCAGAGCCGUCCGAGGUGCAGACCCGCGUCGUGCAGCUGAUGAACUUUCACCGCCGCGUCAUGAACUACAACUACGCCAAGCUCAAGGGGUCGUCUGAGAGCACGGGUGGUGGCUCGGGCCGCCUGAGUAACAGUGGCCAGAGCACCGCCGGCAGCCUGUCGGCGUCGCCCAGCUUUGAUAAGUCUGGCCCGAGCGGCUCCAUGAGCACGGCGGCCUCCAGCUCAACGACGGUAAACCUCGAUGCCCCUGCGAACAACGCCACGGGCGGCUCUGGCGGAGCUGCUAAUGGCAACGCCGACAAUCGCACCAGCUCCUUCUCGCUGUCGAGCUCCAUUGCACAGGCAAACGCUGUCAACGGUAUCCAGGCGCGCUGGUGCAGUGGUGAAGACGCCGAGCUGUUCCGCGAGCGCUGGGACAAGCUGUUCGCCGAGUUCUGUGACCUCGAAAAGGUUGACCCCAGCAAGAUCUCUGAGCUGUACGACACCAUGAAAUUCGACGCCCUCCACAACCGUGCAUUCCUUGAGUGGGUGUUUACACCUCCGAAGCACAUGCUCGAGGAGGAGGACUGGGUCGGUACCGGCGCCGCAAGCAGUAGUACGAAUAGCGGUUCGAGUGGCAGUGGUGGCCUGACGUCCAACCCCGGCUCACAAGGCCCGAAGAGCAGCCCCGUCAUUGAUGAUCGCAAAUCACAUGACGAAGGCCGGCCAUCGACCGCGAGUAGCGGUACGAGCCGGACGACUGACAAGGAUCUGGCCAUUGGCAAAGAGGGAAAGUCGGAUGGGAGCAAUGGGAGUGGGAGUGGAAGUGGCAAUGCCUCGGCGAUCAACGGUAAUAACAGCCAACACAAGCCGAGUGUUAAGCGUAUCUUCCGCCGGCGCUCGUGGAUGGCUGGUCUCCGCCACACAAUCGAGCCGCCACCGGCAGAGCAGUACUUCCACCUAUAUAAAGGAACCAACAGUCCGACCAAGGCCAAGACCGACGCCCGCUUCGAGCCUCUGCGCGAGCUGUACCAGCUGGCCAAGGUGUUGUUCGACUUCAUCUGCCCUCAGGAGUACGGCAUUUCCGACAGCGAGAAGCUGGAGAUUGGACUUCUGACCUCGUUACCGCUCCUCAAGGAGAUUGUACAAGAUCUCGAGGAGAUGCAGGCCUCAGACGAAGUCAAGUCAUUCUUCUACUUUACCAAGGAGUCACAUAUCUACACGCUCCUCAACACCAUCCUCGAGGGCGGCAUUGAGACCAAGAUCACCCGAGCCAGCAUCCCUGAGCUGGACUACUUGUCACAGAUCUGCUUCGAACUCUACGAGUCGGAAACAAGCCACCCCAAGGUCGAGUCGACGCCUGAGGGCGCCGAUGCGGACGGCGGUUGUAGCAGUGGCGAAUGCCACGACAGCGACAGCGCUGUCGAAUCGUCCACCUACCAGUACAGCAUCCGAAUUACCAUCAGUCCUGGCUGUCACGUCUACGACCCUCUUGAUGUGCAGCUGGACAGCCGGCAUACGAUCAGCUGUGCCCCGCGCCGCAGCUUAACGUCCCACAACGACUGGAAGACGGUUGUUGAGACUCUGCGCGGGCGAUUCCAUCAAGUCAAACUGCCCAAGUCCUUCUUGGCCGUCAAUCUGUCCGACGCCUUCACAUUCCAAGAGAAGCAAACCGGCGACGGCGAUGCCCAGGAGAACAAAGACGGUCUCGAGAUGAAGCAGGUACAUAAGGCAGCCAAGACAGCGGCCGCACCGGAAGCCGAGACACCCACAGCCGAGAACGGCAAUGCCUAA